Messenger RNA from Penaeus indicus, 485 nucleotides. RefSeq names its product inter-alpha-trypsin inhibitor heavy chain H2-like. The record is from RefSeq and is a predicted model, not a curated record. Lineage: Eukaryota; Metazoa; Arthropoda; Malacostraca; Decapoda; Penaeidae. The transcript is spliced from 2 exons. The coding region runs from base 162 to 485 and encodes 107 amino acids.
CAGCAAGGAAUAGAAAUGCUGGACGCGAUUCUUCAUCUCGGUUACGUGAGUUCUUACGAUCUAACCUGAUAUAAUAAUGUGCUAUAUGAAAGUAAAAAAGCAGUUCAGGAUAUUCCUUUUCGCGAAAGUGCUAUGUAACAAUUAGGAGUUAAUCUAGCUGUAUGUUUGAACCAACAGUGGACAACGAUCCCCAUUUCGUAGUCCACGUGAACGGACUGCACUUGCCCCUUUGCUUCAAUCUCCAUGCCUCUGAUGGGGCUUCUCUUAGUCUUAUUCAGGACACGGAAUCUGGCAUAAAGGUGAAUGGCCAGGUGUCAGCAGCGAAGGAUAACCCCAGCCUGACGUAUUUCACAACACUGUUCCUGAGUCUUGGUCACCUCAACGUAACUGUUACGCAAGAUUUUAUUCACAUUGACUGUCUCAGUGACGACGGAACGCAGACGGUAAGUCCACCUGGAUAUUACUUGAACGGAAAUGAGAUGUAA